GUGACAGACGAAGGUUUAACUGAGGAAGAAGAGGUGAAUGAGGACUUUAAGGAUCACCCACACGAUGAAGGUCCUGCUAAUAAGUCUAACACAGUGGCUAUAAUAAAGCCGGAUGUGGUGGCACACGGCAAAGCAGAUGAGAUUAUCAUGAAGAUUCAGGAUGCGGGUUUUGUGAUUUUGGCCCAUGAGGAGAGAACGCUGAGUGAAGCAGAAGCUCAAGACUUCUAUCAACACAAAGCCGCAGAGCCUUACUUUCAGGAGCUCAUCCAAUUUAUGUCGAGUGGCCCGUCACAUGUGCUGGUCAUUUCUAAGACAGAGGGCUGUGAGGACGUCAUCCCAGCCUGGCGGGAAUUCAUCGGUCCACCGGAUGUCGAAGAGGCCAGGAGGACGCAGCCGGAGAGGUACUUCAUUCCCAGGAAAAUAAAUAUAUAG
This is a messenger RNA of Sinocyclocheilus anshuiensis, 432 nucleotides long. RefSeq names its product thioredoxin domain-containing protein 6-like. The record is from RefSeq and is a predicted model, not a curated record. The annotation marks the transcript as partial. NCBI's taxonomy places the organism in Eukaryota, Metazoa, Chordata, Actinopteri, Cypriniformes, Cyprinidae. The transcript is spliced from 4 exons. Gene Ontology annotation, biological process: UTP biosynthetic process; GTP biosynthetic process; CTP biosynthetic process. Gene Ontology annotation, molecular function: nucleoside diphosphate kinase activity.